ACGUGGUUCGGGUGUGGAAACAAGCAGCUGACUUUUUUGAGAAAUUUCUCGAUCUUUCUUUGCGGUUUCAAAUAGGGCGGAACCACAGCGAUGCAGGGGCAUAAAAGCCACCCCAGGUGGAUGGGACAACACCUCUCCGGUGAAAGUACUCCGAGAUCUGUUUGAAGUUGUUCCUCAACGCUAGAAAGCAUUCUCUGAACCCCGCUGUCUGACUUCUGGAGAAUAUCGACCUAAAAACACGCUCGAUGGUGAAGAUGGGGAGGGAUUAUUACAGUGUGCUGGGAAUACAGCAAGGCGCAUCCGACGAUGAGAUCAAGAAAGCGUAUCGCAAACAAGCGCUCAGGUACCACCCGGACAAAAACAAGUCACCCGGCGCCGAGGACAAGUUCAAGCAGAUCGCGGAGGCUUACGACGUUUUGAGCGACCAGAAGAAGAAAGACGUAUAUGACAGAUUUGGUGAAGAAGGACUGAAGGGAGGCAUCCCCGGUGGUGGAGGUGGUGGCGGGAAUUUCACCUACACUUUCCAAGGCGAUCCUCAUGCAAUGUUUACAGAGUUUUUCGGAGGACGGAACACUUUCGGACAGUUUUUCGGACGCAACGGUUGCAUGGAGGAGGAUAUGGAAACCGAUGACCCGUUUGCCAGUUUUGGCAUGGGCAGUUUCCCCCGCUCCUUUAACACGCGCAGUCACGGCGGGAGACUGGAGAAAAAACAGGACCCUCCGGUGACCCACGACCUGAGAGUCAGUCUAGAUGAAGUGUUCACUGGCUGCACCAAGAAGAUGAAGAUCUCACGCAAACGCCUGAACCCCGACGGAAGAACAACGCGCUCUGAAGACAAGAUUCUUUCAGUGGAGGUGAAGAAAGGCUGGAAGGAAGGAACCAAGAUUACUUUCCCCAGGGAAGGUGAUGAGACGCCAUCAAACAUCCCCGCAGACGUUGUGUUUGUGGUGAAAGAUAAACCGCAUCCCGUGUACAAACGAGACGGAUCAGUCGUUAUUUAUCCCGCAAAAAUUACACUCCGAGAGGCACUUUGUGGUUGCACCGUCAACGUCCCAACAUUGGAUGGUCGAAAAAUUAAGUUAACCACUCAGGAAAUUAUUCGUCCCGGGAUGAAGCGGCAUGUCACUGGGGAGGGUCUUCCUCUUCCGAAAUCCCCAGACCGCCGCGGGGACUUGGUUGUCAAAUACGAGGUCCUGUUUCCUGAAAGACUGAGUCAAAGUGCCAAAGACACUAUCGCAAAUGUUUUGCCAGCUUCUUGAGCUGUGUAUAUUAUAACGCUGGAGCCACUGCCAUUGGAGAUUUUGGUUUCAUAGCAUUUAAAGAUGAAUAUUUGAGCUCAGCCCAAUAAGGUGCCCAUUUGCUGCUGCAAAACAAAAUUCUGUAACAUACUGCCAUUGAGAGACUAUCUGAACCAAAACAUAGCUGGACUGGACUGGUUUAUCUAUCGGUGUCAUGUACAUGAACCCAUGUUUCCUUUGGGUUUAGUCCAGCACAAAGUCUCUAGCUGUGGCCUCUGGGCCAGUGUUUGGUUGUGCACUACACACAUCUAAGUUUACAAUGUUGUCUUGUUCCAAAGAUGGACAGUAGAGGAUGUUGUGUUGUGUGGGGAUACAUAUGGUUUCUUUUCUGACUUGAUACCUCAGGAAAGGCUUUCUGUGAAAGCAGCCUGUAAUUAUUCUUCCAUUACAGUUUAAUGGAGACGUUUAGUAAUGUCAUUCACAAUGUAGUGCUGGCCCAAAGUGAUUCCUGCUUGGAUCAUCCCUCAUCUAAGUGUGUAAAUCAGCACAUGCAAGAAAUCACAUAGACAGCAAAUUUACAGAAGAAAUGUGAUUUUUAUUUUUUUUUAUUAUUAUUAUAUAUA
Messenger RNA from Sinocyclocheilus grahami, 1861 nucleotides. Its product is annotated as dnaJ homolog subfamily B member 1-like. The transcript is spliced from 3 exons. Gene Ontology annotation, biological process: negative regulation of transcription by RNA polymerase II. The record is from RefSeq and is a predicted model, not a curated record. Bases 246 to 1259 code for a protein of 337 amino acids. Gene Ontology annotation, molecular function: transcription corepressor activity; Hsp70 protein binding. Lineage: Eukaryota; Metazoa; Chordata; Actinopteri; Cypriniformes; Cyprinidae. Gene Ontology annotation, cellular component: cytosol.